Molecule: messenger RNA, 1461 nt
Organism: Planococcus citri (citrus mealybug)
Lineage: Eukaryota; Metazoa; Arthropoda; Insecta; Hemiptera; Pseudococcidae
Product: sex peptide receptor-related protein 2-like
Exons: 2
Coding region: 217-1293 (358 amino acids)
Biological process (GO): G protein-coupled receptor signaling pathway
Cellular component (GO): plasma membrane
Molecular function (GO): G protein-coupled peptide receptor activity
Source: RefSeq, a predicted model, not a curated record
GCGAUUUCGAAAUGAAUCUCAUAUUUAAAAAAAUUCAUCGUGUUCAAUUCAUUGCGCGUUUGCAUUAUAUUCAAUUCUAAUUUGAAGAACUGUGAAACUUCGCGAGUAAUAAAGUAAAAUCACCAAUCAAUUUGAAUACUGUAACCGAUCAAAAUAAUUCAUUUUUUCUACGAUUGAGUACAUAUUUUUUAAAGCGAAUUCUCUCAAGAAUUUGAGAUGUCAUUCGAUGAAUCAUCCUGCGAAAUUUUCAAUUAUUACGGUGACAACAUAAGCAGAUACGUGAACAUUUCGAUAUGCUUCGUCGGAGUGAUUCUGAAUCUAUUCAACAUCCUGGUAUUUACAAGAAAAAACAUGAUGUCAUCAGCCAAUCUGAUAUUCACACAUUUAUCCGUCGUCGAUUUAUUGUUUUUAUUCAGUACCAUUCCAUUUACAUGGAUAAAAGACUUUCAAUACAGCAUUGAUGACGUGGACCAUCGAACUUACACUCAUGCUGUGAUUUAUUCUCGAUGCCAGGAUCUUACACACGUUCUGAACUACAUGUCAGCAUUCCUUACAGUUAUGUUGGCCAUUUGGAGAUACAUUGCAGUUGCACAUCCAUUGAAAGAACGUUCUUGGUGCGAUAUGAAAACUACACGCAAUGUGGUGAUAGCAGUUUAUAUUAGUAGUGUUUUGCUUAAUAUACCAUACUGGUUUACGUCUAAUAUCACAACGUUUUACACCGAUGAUGGAGAACCUUGGUACUACCCUUUUCCAGUGGUACGAGGUUCAAUGGCGGAUAUUUCAUACCUAACUACAGCAGUGCUAGAACAAUUACUGCCAUCAGUUGCCUUGCCAAUAUUUUCUUUCAAACUGAUUGUAGUUCUAUUGAGAAAAUCAAAUAACGUACAACUGCAGACUUCGUCUUCAAGCAUCCGAAACAACACCAGAAACCUCAGGAUGAAACAACAAACCGACCGAUCAAUUAUCAUAACGUUGGUAGUUGUAGCAUCAUUUUUAAUCGUACGACUUCCUACAGGAAUAUCCAAGUUAAUCGUCAGCAUACCUAUACCUAGCACGUACAUUGUGAUGUCUUAUAACGUAAUCAUGUGCAUUCACAAGUUGAGAUCGGUAUUCGGGACCUUGAAUAUAAUCAAUAUGUCCAUUACGUUUAUAGUAUAUUACACCAUGAGUCAAAAUUUUAGAGCCACGUUUAAAUUUCUGUUCAGUAGUAUUAAUGUGUCUUCUCCAGAAGUGAACCAGGUUGCUUUAGGAAGUAUGAGAAAAUCUUAUACAGGUCCAAGAGUACUUAGAUGAGAAGAUGAACACUAAUGAAGGUAUAAUUCCUGCAUGAAAUCAAUAGAGAUCUCACAAUAGAGCCAAGAGUCAGUAUCUACAAUUUCAAAUGUCAACUACCUAUUUAAACUUCAAGUUUCAUUAUAGAAUUCAUUCAAAUACGUACGUACCAGCUCAGAUACGUUUUCU